This is a messenger RNA of Mollisia scopiformis, 4800 nucleotides long. RefSeq lists its product as uncharacterized. The record is from RefSeq and is a predicted model, not a curated record. Gene Ontology annotation, biological process: nuclear division. The coding region runs from base 359 to 4312 and encodes 1317 amino acids. Gene Ontology annotation, cellular component: nucleus; cytoplasm. The transcript is spliced from 5 exons. Lineage: Eukaryota; Fungi; Ascomycota; Leotiomycetes; Helotiales; Mollisiaceae. Gene Ontology annotation, molecular function: mRNA binding.
AGAAAGUUGCCCAGUGUUCCUCACCACACACAAUUCCAUCACCACAGUCCAGACCCGUUUGACGGCCUCCUACUUAAUCCCUCCAUCUUGUCUGCGUCCCUUGGUCUUUCUUUUUAGCACUUGUUACCCUGCCCCUUAUGCAAUUUCUUAGGGAAUAGGAACUGUGCUUUUGAAUUCGUCUUCGUGGCCUUAAAACGUCACUUACGUCCCGGGCUAAUUGGAUUUUGCAAUUCACCCGCCUAUCGUCUGCCUUCUAGUUAUCCUCGCUUUUGGGUGUCUUUGCACACAUUCCCCUAAACUCCCACCCUGCACAUAAAACAUACGACCUCGAGAUCAUUCAUAAAGGCCAUUGGAAAUCAUGGCUUCUACUACAUCUACGGCGCAAAAUGGCGUCAAUGGCACAGACUCUGGAGCUCCGGCGCAUCACGAAGCUCACAAUCCUACUGUUGAGGAAGUCCCGGACGAGUCCGAGUUGAAUGGAAAGCCGCAUCCACAAAGCGAGAAGACAACCCUCGAAUCAGUUGAUGAUGCUGCCGUUGCGCCCACAUGGGCCGCUACACCAUCGGCCAAAGCAGCAGGAAAGCGAAAGGCAGAGGAGCCCACAUCGAAAGACAAGCGACCUGUCCUCGAUACCCAAUCCUCAGAGUUGUUCCCUGGGUUGGGAGGCUCUAAGCCUGCAGCAGCCCCCUCUUUUAACAAAUCUUGGGGCAAAGGCCCAGUUCAAGUCAAUGGAAGAUCCAAUGGCACACCCACCACUGGUGCUUCGACUCCAACAUCUGAUGCUCCUACACCACCAUUGAGCAGGGGCGCACCACAAUCUCUGGCAAGCCAAAUUCAGGCUCCACUUCUCGUUCUGCAGAAGCACGAGGUCCUUCCAAGGACGCAAAUGAAGAAGCCCCUGUCAGACAUCCUGAAGGAUAUAAACAAGAAGUUAAGAACAAACUUGACUAUGACUCAAGGAGCUGGUGGUGUUCUAGAGUUCAGGGAGACUAGCAAUGCGAAGGAACCCCUGAAGCAACAGGCAAUCCGAGAUUUAGGACAACAAAUUGGAGUUAAGUCCUCAGUUAAGGUUGCCAUCCCACGCUCUGCGAGAGCUCAUAUCAUUGGAAAGGGUGGAUCCAUGAUCAAGUCUUUACAAGAGUCAACUGGUGCACGCAUACAAAUGCCGAAGAUGGACGACGAGCCGGCUGACGAGGACGAUGAUAUUGAUAUUGUUGUUGAGGGCAACCCAAUGUCCGUAUUACUGGCCAAGAAGGCCAUUGAGAGCAUUGCCAACGAGCGAAGUGCAAAUGUCAACACCAAGCUCCGAACCAUACCUGCCGAAUUUUACCCCUUUAUUUCGCGGUCAGCAAGCGAUCUUGAGGAUUCGCAUAAAGUUCGAAUCGAGAUACCCCCACACAGCCAAUGGUUACCCCAGUCUUCAGACGCCGCAACUGCAGGACAACCCCCCGUGUUCGUCCCAGCAGGCGGCGACAACCACAUCAGUUUGAAUGGCGAUCGUCUCGCAGUUCAUGCGGCUCGCGCAGAGAUUGAAAGAUUAGCUGAGCAACUGCGCACUGAGCUUGCAAUGCGCCAGUUCUCUCUUUCGCGGGGUCAACGUGAUUUCGUUGUUGGCAACCGUGGCAUGACACCACAAGAUUUCCUGGCUCAAACACAAUGUGCCCUCAUCAUGCCUCCUAAUGCAUCUACCGAUGAAGUUACUAUCGUAGGCCCAGCUGCUAGCUUGGCAGCAGGAAUUGAUUUUGCUGAAGAAAGAGCUAGUGCUGUCAGCAACUCUGACUUCUCCUUCUCGCUUCCCCCUGUUGUGGCACGGAACUUUGCUCAGUAUCUCAAGGAACGGCAAGAGAUUGAGAGAAUGGAGAAAGCUCACGAGGCUUACAUUGUCACCUCAGUUGAUGAAGACGGAGAGAUCACAUACGAGAUUCUGUCACAAAGCGGCCUAAACAACAAGAGAGCCAAGGACUCGAUGAAGGAAAUCUUCCGUGCGCACCCCAAGGAGCGAAUGGCUCCUCUUGACGUUGAUCCAUUCUUCCACGCACAUCUCCGACGAACUAUCAGCCCAGAGGUUAGACAGCAACACGGUGUACACAUUGUUAUUCCGGAUGGAUCUCCAGCUGGCGCACCCGUUCUCCUUGUUUUCGAGGGACCAAGCAGUGCUGAGACUGGCUAUGAAAUUCCUCGGACUUUACCAACGGCUCAAGAAAAAUCUGCUUUCAAGCAAGGACUUGCCGACGCUCGUACUCGAAUUCUAGACAUCAUCAGCAAGCAAGCUGAGAUCAUCAGCACCACAAUCGAUGUUCCUAGAGUUCACCAUGACAAGCUAAAGAAGUUCAUCAAAGAAGAGCAAGCCAGCCGUGCCGAGGAUGAGAUUCCGGUCCGAGUCAGUGCUGCCGGAACUCUGGUCACACUUCGCGGUCCUGCUCCAGCUGUUGAGUCUCUUGCUGCUAAGGUCAAUGCCUUCGUGGAAGCUGCAAUUGCGGAUGAGAAGGAGCGCGGCUUUGUCUUGCCAGCCUUCGAUUUCCCUCAAAAGCAUGCCAACCAACUUAUCGGAAAGGGUGGCAGCCACAUCCGUGAACUCCGCGACAAGUUUGAUGUCGAAAUCAACGUCAACGAAGGUCAAGUAGAGCUCAAGGGACCAAAGGCAAAGGCCGAAGCUUGCAAGCACCACAUUCAGACUCUUGCGAGACAGUGGGCCGAUGAGACUACAUACACGCUCAAGGUCGACCCCAAGUUCCAUAGCGAACUGAUUGGAGCUCAAGGUGCUUUGAUCAACAGACUUCAAACCAAGUACAAGGUUCAGAUCCACUUCCCAAGAUCUGCCAAACCUGUCCGAGACGACCAAUCGAGUGCCGAUGCUGCUAGUGUGAAGGGUGGUAGACGUGAUCAAGCACCUGACGAGGUCAUCGUAAAAGGACCUAAGAAGGGUGCUGAUGAAGCCCGGGAAGAGAUCUUGUCCCUUUUGCAAUACUACAAGGACAACUCUCACGAAGAGAAGAUUUCGGUCCAAGCCAGUCAGAUUCCGUCCUUGAUUGGACAGCGAGGUAGUGGAAUGGAUGAGAUCAGACAAGUCAGCGGUGCAAGAAUCGACAUUCCCAAGGCUGCUAAGGAUCAAGAUCCAUCUGCUCGCAUUGAGAUCUCGAUCAAGGGUACUAAGGCUCAAGCUCAGCAAGCCAAGAAGAUGAUCGAUGAGAAGAGAGCCGUGUACGACUCGACCGUGGUAAAGAGCGUUGAGGUUGACAAGAAGCACCACAGAGCACUCAUUGGUGCAGGAGGGUCUGCUCUUCGUGACAUCGUGGGUAAUGCAGGAGGUUCGGAUGACAAGCGAGAGCUUGCCAAGACUGUUCAGUUCCCCAAAGCUGAUGCUGAUGGAAACACCAUCAAAGUCAGUGGCAAGGAAGAUCUCGUGGACAAGAUCAUCGCUGCUAUGCAGCAGAUUGUCAUCGAUCGUGAAAGCCAAACUACGGAAACCAUUGACGUGCCAACAGACAAGCACCGCUCGCUCAUCGGCCGUGGAGGAGAGACGAAGAAGGACCUCGAGGCCAAAUUCAAGGUCGCAAUCGAUAUUCCCAGACAAGGAAGUGAACAGUCUGGUAUCAAGAUCACAGGUCAGCCAAAGGAUGUUGAGGCCGCCAAAGCACAUAUUAUCGAUAUCACCAAGGAACAGGCAGGAGAGACUGUCCAAGUUCCCCGAAAAGUCCAUCAUUCCGUCUCAGACAAUGGCCAAUUCUUCCGCAAGCUCCGCAACGAUCAUCAGGUCACAGUUGAUCACGCUGGUGCUAAACUCCCACCGAGACCAUCUGCUGAAGCACCUGCCUGGGUUCUAGCUAGCGACAUGCCAUUGAUCACCGACGAAGAUGUGACAGAUGCCCAUCAAUUCAAGACCACCAGCCUCUCCGGCUCCAACGACGAUGGCGAGAUCCCAUGGGUAUUCAGAGGUUCUCCCGAAGGCAUUGCAAAGGCCAAGACCCUUCUAGCAGCAGCCAUCGAACAAGCGUCCAAGAACGACACAAUGGGCCACCUCACCCUCCCAGACCCCUCAACAUACCGAUACGUCAUUGGCCAAGGCGGAAGCAAGGUGAACAGCAUCCGUAAGGCAACUGGCUGCAAGAUCACCGUCCCCCGCGACCAAGCCGCCAACCAACCCAUCGAAAUCAUCGGCAGCGCAGAAGGCGUCGAGAAAGCCCGACAACUGAUCCUGAAAGCCGUGCAGGACGGCUCCAACAACAACAAUAACGGAGGCGGAAACCGUGGCGCGAACGGCAGAUAUGGAACCGCGGCCACUACGGCGAACGGGAACGGAAACUGGGAUUAAGGUAGAUAGAGAAUGUGCCUGGCGAUAUAAAGAGAGCAGCUUUUUUGGUCUUCGUUCUUUUUCUGCUUCUUUCUUGCGGAGAGCGGGUUGUGAUUCUGGUUGAUUGAUUGAGGGAUGGAUGGAUGGAUGAAAGGACGAUGGUUCAUAUGCAUUUGCGUGGGGUUGUAUUAAAAGCUUUCUUGCCUAUCUAGUACUCGUGAGUGAUCCUAAAUCAAAAUCAAAAUUCCCUCUUGUCUGUGGUGUAUGUUGGGGUAGAGUAAGUGAGUCUAGAUAGCUGACGGACAUUGGUCUUGGGUAUGAGUGUGUGAAUGCCAGGUUUGUUACGGCACAUACCUAGGCAGACGGCGUGCUGUAACUCUAUCUAGUAGCAUUCGUAGCCCUUCAAUUAUGGAAGCAGAAUAGCAAAGCAAGUUGCGGUUAUGUCAAAUCGGUCAGAAGUUCUCAAUUAACUAGCUAAGAAACCUCUUCUUGCUUUUUCUUUUUACUUG